Arxiozyma heterogenica is the source of this 279-nucleotide messenger RNA. RefSeq lists its product as uncharacterized. The coding region runs from base 1 to 279 and encodes 92 amino acids. The record is from RefSeq and is a predicted model, not a curated record. Lineage: Eukaryota; Fungi; Ascomycota; Saccharomycetes; Saccharomycetales; Saccharomycetaceae. The transcript has a single exon.
AUGCAAAUUGUUGAAGAACUGUUGGAACAAAGUGUAAAAUUGCAGAGUGAUAUUCGGUCGAUUGCUUUAGAACUGGCACAAUUGCAAAAUGGUUUGGAACAAGAGGUAACUGAGUUUUGUAAUCUCGUAGAUAAAGGCCCCAGCGAUCAAGGGUUGGUAGAGUUGACCAUGAACAUGUCUUCUUUCAUCACAGGGGUAACAAAAACAUCUGACGGUAACAACAAUAGUAGCAGCAAUAGGAAGAAGAUAUAUGAUAAGAAUAAUGAAUCAUUUUUUUGA